Cyprinodon tularosa is the source of this 695-nucleotide messenger RNA. RefSeq names its product solute carrier organic anion transporter family, member 2A1 (gene slco2a1). The record is from RefSeq and is a predicted model, not a curated record. Gene Ontology annotation, cellular component: membrane. Gene Ontology annotation, biological process: prostaglandin transport; sodium-independent organic anion transport; transmembrane transport. Gene Ontology annotation, molecular function: prostaglandin transmembrane transporter activity. Lineage: Eukaryota; Metazoa; Chordata; Actinopteri; Cyprinodontiformes; Cyprinodontidae. The coding region runs from base 1 to 666 and encodes 221 amino acids. The transcript is spliced from 4 exons.
AUGGGGGGCGACUGGAGACGCCGGGGCGGACAGAAUAACGGCAGGACUUCGGGGCUGUUUGGGGGAAGAUGCUCGACGGAAUGGGGCGGCGGUGUUACCAGCCUGGUGAUGGGCACGAGCCGCCGAUACUGCACCGCCCGCUCCCUGUUUGUCCUUUGCCACGGGCUCCUGCAGUUCUCCCAGCUGCUCUACAGCGCCUACUUUAAGAGCACCAUCUCCACCAUCGAGAAACGCUACGGCCUCAGCAGCUACUCCUCAGGAACCAUUUCCUCUCUCAACGAGGUCAGCAACUGCAUUCUGAUUGUGUUUGUGAGCUACUUUGGCAGCCGGGUUCACCGUCCUCGCGUCAUCGGCAUCGGUGGACUGCUGAUGGCUGUCAGUGCCAUGAUCCUCACCUUACCUCACUUCUUGUCGCAGCCCUACGAAUACGAGUCGGUUUUACACAGUCGCCAUGAUAUCUGCAACCUACGUGAAAACUCCAGCAGAACAGAAUCCUGCGGCCGCGAAGACACCGGGCGACUGUCGGACUCCAGGAAACUGUGGGUGCUCAUGCCCAUCGCUCAGCUGCUCUUUGGCGCCGGCUCGGUGCCCAUCCAGCCCUUUGGCAUUUCCUACAUUGAUGAUUUUGCAGGACAGCAAAACUCCCCUCUCUACAUAGGUGAAUAACCGGGGGUGCAGAGAUACAGCAGACCAGU